CGCACCCCUCCACCUUGCAGCGCGCGCUCAGUAGCACUCUGCACCUUCUUCGUCCAGCUCCAGGUUGUUUCCCCUGUGUUUGAACCCGAUGGAGGACGGAUUCUCCCGCGGACUGUGGCUCCUCGUCUUCCUCUCAGGAUGUGCGGCGUUCAACCUGGACACCGACCGCGUCCUGCGGAAGAGCGGGGACCCGGGCAGCCUGUUCGGCUUCUCCCUCGCCAUGCACCGGCAGCUGGUUCCGGAGGACAAGAGAAUGCUGCUGGUUGGGGCCCCGAGAGCUAAAGCCACAAAAGGUCAAAAAUCCAAGGUCACGGGAGGCCUGUACCGCUGCGACAUGAGCUCCACCUCAAGUGGAUGUGACCGAGUCCUGUUCGAUGACGACGAGAAUUUAAAGAAAGAAAGCAAAGAGAACCAGUGGAUGGGAGUGAGAGUCCAAAGUCAGGGCCCCGGUGGCAAGAUUGUGACGUGUGCCCAUCGCUACCAGCAGCGCAACAACGUGGGCACACUCCUCGAGUCCCGCGACAUCACAGGCCGCUGCUAUGUGCUGAGUCAGGACUUGAAAAUAAACCCUGGGGCCGGAGAAGACGGAGGCAACUGGUACUUCUGCGCCAACCGGCUCCGAGGCCACGAGUUGUUCGGCUCCUGCCAGCAGGGUCUCUCUGCCACCUUCGACAAGGACUACCACUACCUGAUCUUCGGGGCUCCUGGAGUGUAUAACUGGAGAGGCGGAGUGCGCUUGGAACAAAAGAACAACACCUUUCUGGACAUGGACAUCUUCGACGAUGGUCCUUUUGAGACGGGAGAUGAGGAUGAAAAGAACCCUGAACUGGUACCCGCCCCUGCCAACAGUUACCUGGGCUUCUCUCUCGACUCUGGGAUGAGCUUGACCAAAAAGGGCCAGCUGACUGUGGUGGCGGGCGCCCCCAGAGCAAACCACAGCGGGGCAGUGGUGCUGCUCAAGAAAGGGCCCAGCUCGCGCAAAAUCCUGCUGCAAGAGUACACCCUGGAGGGGGAAGGCCUGGCCUCCUCGUUCGGCUACGACCUGACGGUGCUGGAUCUCAACGGUGACGGUUGGCAGGACAUCGUGGUGGGGGCGCCCCAGUACUUCGAGAAGGACGGAGAAAUAGGCGGCGCCGUCUACGUCUACGUCAACAACGCAGGGAACUGGAACAAGGCGACACGCACCAGAAUCGACGGGGAGAAGGACUCCAUGUUCGGCCUUGCAGUGGAAAACCUGGGGGACACCAACCUGGAUGGUUAUGAUGACUUUGCAGUGGGAUCCCCUUAUUCCAACGACGGCACAGGGAAAGUCUUCAUCUACCACGGCUCUGCCAAAGGACUCCACUCCAAAGAAGCUGUACAGGUUCUGGACAGCCUGACCUUGAGCGUGAGGCUGUUUGGCUACUCCUUAGCAGGCAACAUGGACCUAGACAGGAACUCGUACCCCGACCUGGCCGUGGGCUCCCUCUCUGACUCCGUCUUUGUGUACAAAGCUCGUCCCAUUAUAAACAUCGAGAAGGAAAUCGCGUUCUCACCAAAGGAAAUUGACCUCAGCAAUAAGAACUGUGGCAAAAGUUUCUGCUUGGAGGUUAUAGUUUGCUUCCGUUACACUACCGCCCUCAAGACCUACACUCCCAGACUGAGCGUGCAGUACUCCCUAGCGGCCGACGCCGACCACCGGAAAAAAGGCCUCACGUCCCGGGUGACCUUCACUGACUCCUCAGAUAACAGCUUCGAAUCCAAAGGGACCAUCGAGUUGAGCGGCCCGGGCACGAACCAGUGUGUCACACGUAAAAUCUCCAUCCAGGACAACAUUCGAGACAAGCUGAGCGGGAUCCCCAUCGACGUGUCUGUGGAGAUCCAGAACUCCAACCGCAAACGCAGGCAGAGCUCGGCCUCUCAGCCGCCACCUGUGCUGGACGCCAGCGUCCCGGCGACGACCCGGUCAGAGGUCAAUUUCUUGAAGUUGGGCUGUGGCAGCGACAAAGUGUGUCAGAGCAACCUGGCCGUGCAGUACCUCUACUACCGCACGGCGGCCAGCCUGGACAAGUUCACUAAAUUGGAGCUAGAAAACGGCGUGCCAGUGAUCUCGCUCAGCGUCCAGAAGGACAUCGCCCUGGAGGUCAAGGUCACCAACGCCAACGGGGACGACGCGUACGAGGCCUUCCUCACUGCGACCUUCCCACCCUCGCUCACAUACUCGAGCUUCAUUCAUUCAUCUGGUACGCCGGUGAACUGCAAAGCCAACGAAGAUGGUUCUAAGACAGACUGUGACCUUGGGAACCCCUUCAAACGUGACUCAGAGACGACUUUCUACAUUAUACUGAGCACAUCAGGCAUUUCUCUGAACAUCACUGAACUGGAGAUUGACCUUCAGCUGAAGACAACGAGUGACCAAGCAAAGAUAGCUCCUGUUAAAGCAAAGGCAACGGUGGCCAUUGUGCUGCAAUUGUCUGUAUCGGGACAAGCGCAGCCGUCUCAGGUGUACUUUUCAGGGAACGUCAUAGGUGAAGCAGCCAUGAAGUCUGAAAGUGAUGUAGGCAGUGCCAUCACUCAUCAGUUCAGAAUAAUCAAUCUGGGAACUCAGUUGAAAGACUUUGGCACUGCCUCGCUCUACAUUAACUGGCCGAAGGAGACAAACAAGGGAAAGUGGCUGCUCUAUUUGACCAAGAUAAGCUCCACAGGACUGGACAACAUAGUUUGCACUCCCCAAGAAGAGAUCAACCCGCUUAACCUGGACCUGUCUAACAGCAGGAAGAGAAGAGCAGCAGAAAACAAACAGAAACGUGAAGGCACCCUUUCACGGUUUCUUGACAGAAAGAAAUCAGACGUUCUGUCCUGCGACAGUGGGGCAAAAUGUGUGCAGAUAAAGUGCCCCCUGCAGGGCCUGGGCAGCAAUGCAAUCAUCAUGUUCCACUCCCGCCUGUGGGACGCCACCUUCCAGGAGGAUUAUUCCAAGCUUCAUCAUGUGGAUGUGAGAGUUGAUGCCACUCUGCAGCUGGAUGGUACAACAAGGACCACGAUGCUGGAACAGGCUCAGACACAGGUGGCGCUGACCGUGUUCCCAGAGAGGCAGAACUCGGCCCAGUAUGGAGGAGUGGCGUGGUGGAUCAUCGUGCUGUCCAUCCUGUUCUUGUUGCUGUUGUUGGGUCUGUUGGCUUUCCUUCUGUGGCAGUGCGGAGUCUUUGGGAAAAAGAAAAAAGCGGACCCGUCAGAAAAAGUGACACUGACGUCAGAUGCAUAAAAAAGAGCGAGAGGUGUGGCUUUUUGAAUCGUGCCAAAUAUGAAGCCAAGGUUCCCAGUUACAGCGCGGUUCGGAUCAAAAGAGAGGAGAGAGAAACGAGCCCUCGCAAUGGUGACUGGGAAGACCCGGAAAAGAAAGCCUGGAUGACAACCUGGCAUCAACCUGAACAUUUUUCUUGAACAAAAACCAACUAAAUCUGACUAUAUUCACAUUUGCGUCUGAAAACUCCCAAAUUUUACAGAUUUCUACCUUCCUGUGUUUCCUUUACAUCCCUGCACAGUGUAGAUUGUAAAUAUCUACAAGGAAAUCUUUGAAAAAAAACUUGGGAUACUAACUGAUCAAACAUUCUGCUUCAGGGUUAGGGUUAUCCUGGAAAACGUCUGUAUGAACCACUGGAGGAAGAGCUGCAUUAGGGUCCUGCACUACUGUCUGUCACAAGCUUAUGUUGUACAUGUCCUACAUUGACGGUGUUGACUGGAGGGUGGGUGGGAAGGUUUUUGUACAUUUUUUUAAAUGUUUUGCAGAUUUGUAUUUAUUCUUUUUGAGGAGAAUUAUCUGUUACGUGCUCUACAGGCCAAAGAGUCAUGCAAUGCAUCAUAAGAACAAAGUGUUUAUUUCCAUAGUAAAAAAAAAAAAGAACAGUUUUUAAUUACUUCUACUUUGCAUCUGCCCAAAGACCGUUUUUUUAAACUACUAUGCACAUUAUUUUCUGCAAAGUGCCUUGUCUCAGGUUGCACAGGUUAUAAAAUGUACAGUAAGAACCAAUAAAAGGUUUGUUAGUG
Messenger RNA from Betta splendens (Siamese fighting fish), 4026 nucleotides. RefSeq names its product integrin alpha-6-like. Gene Ontology annotation, molecular function: integrin binding. Lineage: Eukaryota; Metazoa; Chordata; Actinopteri; Anabantiformes; Osphronemidae. Gene Ontology annotation, cellular component: integrin complex; external side of plasma membrane. Gene Ontology annotation, biological process: cell-cell adhesion; cell-matrix adhesion; integrin-mediated signaling pathway. The record is from RefSeq and is a predicted model, not a curated record. Bases 89 to 3244 code for a protein of 1051 amino acids. The transcript is spliced from 26 exons.